GCUGUAGUGCCCACACUCUUUCAGGGGUACCCGCCCACAAUGCUUCUUCCGGCGGCCGCCGCCGCCGCCGCCGCCGCCAGCCGCCUUGUCCCGCUCUCCCCAUGUCGGCGCAUAUCCUCUCUAAAAGUCCCGUGGAAGCGCGACCCCGUCCUCGACGCCGCCAUCACCCGCGACCGCCGCUUCCGCCAGGCGUCCCGCCUCGUCCGCGAGGUGCUCCUCUCCCCGGGCCGCCGCCUCCUCUUCCGCUACCUCACCAAGCGCCGCGAGCGCGUCAAUCUCCCCGUCCGCGUCCCCACUUUCCUCAGAAGGUACCCCACCCUCCUCUCCGUCUCCCCUCCCCCCGAGCCGAUCGCCUCGCCCUCCCCGCAGCUCCUCGCCUUCCUCGACUUCGCCUCCCGCCUCUACGAACUCCACGCCCCGCUCCUCGCCUCCAGGCUGGCCAAGCUCCUCAUGAUCUCCUCCACCCACGCCUUGCCCGUCACCAAAAUCGCUUCCGCCAAGCGCGACUUCGGGCUCCCCGACGACUUCUUGGUCUCGUUGGUCCCGAAGUACCCCGAUCUCUUCCGCCUCGUCGGCGACCCCGGGCCCGACGCGUCUGGGAACGCAUUCCUCGAGUUGGUGGCUUGGGACGACCAACUGGCGAGGUCGGUGAUUGAAUUGAAGGCUGACAAGGAGGCUGAUGUCGUCGGAAUUCGGCUCAGGCCAAACUUUACUGUUAAAUUGCCCAAGGGGUUCUACCUCAAGAAGGAAAUGAGGGAGUGGGUGAGGGAUUGGCUUGAGUUGCCAUAUGUCUCACCUUAUGCAGAUGCAUCCAGUCUUUGUCCGGCGUCCCCGGAGGCUGAGAAGCGAACAAUUGGUGUUUUACAUGAGCUGUUGUCUCUGACAGUAGAGCGAAGGAUGGCACUGCCAAUUAUUGCGAAAUUUUGUGACGAGUAUAGGCUACCAAAUGCAUUUGCCAAUGCGUUCACAAGGCACCCAGGGAUCUUCUAUGUAUCGCUCAAGGGUGGAAUCAAGACAGCAGUAUUGAGGGAAGCAUAUGAUGAGAAGGGGGAGCUUGUAGAUAGAGACCCAUUGCUUGAGUUAAAGGAGAGAUUUGUGGCAAUCAUGGAAGAGGGGCAUAAAAAGUAUUUAGAAGACUUGAAGAGGAAGAGGGAGGCACUGCAGAAAGAGAGGGAGGUUGCAGGUCGUGAGGGUGUAAAAUUACCUGUAGAGAUGGAGGAACAGUUUGAGGAGGAUUGGCAUAGUGGGGCUUCCGAAGGAGAUGAUGACACGGAUGAUGCAUGUGCACAGUAGGAGGCAAAUGAAGGCAGUGUUGUUAGUGGCUCUUGCAAUUCCGUUUGUCCCUGGUUAGUAUUGCUUUGAGAACUGGCAAAGGAAAUUGGCUAAUGCCCAAGUUUGUUCUUUCAUCUACUGACGGUUAAUAUAAAGGAUGUUGGAAUUUGAUACACUAUCAAUGCUGCUGUGCCCCAUUUGUUUCCGAAACCUAAAUGAUUAUCAGACGAGCUAUAUGCCUCUAUCCAGAUUUCCCCCCCUCACAGUCACUGUAAGUCAUUUGGUAUACAUUUUUCCCCAGAAUAGCAAGUGGUGUGUAGCCAAAGGUAAGACUUCCAGGGUAUGGAUGGUUAAUUAUGCAAGGUAGGAACAGUCUUGACAGGGUUUCGGUUGGGCCACUCAAGUUCGAGAAAUCAAAUUUGUAUAAAUGUUCCAGUUGGUCUUGUGUGCAUGAUGAACAUCAUAUUUAUCACCUGGAAAGUGGAAGGCUCACGGCUGCCACCUUCAAUGGUUCCACUUCCACUUCCACCUGAGACUGAGGCUAUGUAAAAAGUUUGAUUUUUGCUGAGCACUUGGAAUCAACUUGGAGUAUAGGUUGAAUUGAAUGAAAUUCUUUGCAGCCCUCGAUGGUUCUACCUGGGAGUGGGGCUAUAUAAAAAGAUUUGGUUCUUGCAAAGUAUCUGAAUCAACUUAGAGAACAGUGCAUUGAUUUAAAAUUAGCUUGCCUGAGUGUGCCUGUGGCCUAAGAGAUUUUUUACUUUCUGAGUUUUAUGUUGUUUGUAGUAUGGAGUCUUCCAAAAUCCAACCAUAAGUUUGUUUUCUUUCCCACUUUAGCUUCAUAUGGGCCAUUUUUCCAAUCAUCCUUGAUUCCAAGUCUCUACUUACAUAAGCUUGUCGAGAUUUCAAUUGGAGCUUGAAUUGUGCCCGAUCUGAGAAAUAGGCUGACUGAAGUAAAGCUG
This is a messenger RNA of Panicum hallii, 2231 nucleotides long. Its product is annotated as protein WHAT'S THIS FACTOR 1 homolog. The record is from RefSeq and is a predicted model, not a curated record. Gene Ontology annotation, molecular function: RNA binding. The coding region runs from base 40 to 1293 and encodes 417 amino acids. NCBI's taxonomy places the organism in Eukaryota, Viridiplantae, Streptophyta, Magnoliopsida, Poales, Poaceae. The transcript is spliced from 2 exons.